Messenger RNA from Oncorhynchus gorbuscha (pink salmon), 538 nucleotides. RefSeq names its product butyrophilin-like protein 1. The record is from RefSeq and is a predicted model, not a curated record. The coding region runs from base 170 to 538 and encodes 122 amino acids. The transcript has 4 exons. NCBI's taxonomy places the organism in Eukaryota, Metazoa, Chordata, Actinopteri, Salmoniformes, Salmonidae.
ACACUGAGCAAAGGUGAAAGUGAAAGUUGGGUCUCAGUACAGGACUGAGGUGUAGAUUGUUCUGUAAAAACGUGUAGAAAUGCACAUAUAGUGACUAUUAGAGUGGUUAUAGAUUUAAAUAAACUAUUUUGAAAGUGAAGUGGAGGACGUGAAGACCAGUAAAGUUAAAAUGGCAGAGUCCAGAGUUCAUAAUCAGUUUAAACUCACCUCAGAAGACCAUGUGACGGCCGAUGUUGGUAAAGAGGUCACCCUCCCCUGUCACCUCUCACCUGACACCAGUGCUGUUGCCACGACGAUCAGGUGGUUUAAGGGGACAGAGUGUAUUUACCUGUAUAAGAAUGGCCAGGUGACAGAGAGGGGUGGCUAUGAGGGCAGAGUGAGUCUGAUCACCCAGGAGCUGGAGAGAGGCAACGUGUCUCUGAGGCUGAGAGACUUCAGGGAGUCAGAUAGAGGAGUCUACAUCUGUCAGGUCAUCCAUGGAGAACAGAAGGAGGAGGCUGCAGUGGGUUUAUUGGUCAGAAGAGGUAGGAGUUCAUAG